Messenger RNA from Periophthalmus magnuspinnatus, 1149 nucleotides. RefSeq names its product prokineticin receptor 1b (gene prokr1b). The record is from RefSeq and is a predicted model, not a curated record. Lineage: Eukaryota; Metazoa; Chordata; Actinopteri; Gobiiformes; Gobiidae. Gene Ontology annotation, biological process: neuropeptide signaling pathway. The coding region runs from base 1 to 1149 and encodes 382 amino acids. Gene Ontology annotation, cellular component: membrane. Gene Ontology annotation, molecular function: neuropeptide Y receptor activity. The transcript is spliced from 2 exons.
AUGGGGGAUUCUAGUGGUAACAACACCACCGGAGUGCACAGUAUCCCGGCAACGGCCCUGGACCAGUACCUGGACAGUUACGAGAUGGACUAUGGCAUACCCCCAGAGGAGAUUCCGGAUACUUCCCAGGGACAGGCGUUCUUUGUGGCCACCAUCGUGAUCGGAGUGGUCCUGGGGUGCAUCAUGCUUGUCUGCGGACUGGGGAACUUCCUCUUCAUCGCCACGUUAACGAGGUACAAAAAGCUCCGGAACCUCACCAACUUGCUGAUCGCCAACUUGGCCAUUUCGGACUUUAUCGUGGCGGUGGUUUGCUGCCCCUUCCUGGUGGACUAUUACGUGGUGAAGAAACUAUCCUGGGAUCAUGGGCUAGUGCUGUGUGCAUCGGUCAACUACCUCCAAACGGUGUCGCUGUAUGUGUCUACCAACGCUCUGCUCGCCAUCGCUGUGGACAGGUACAUGGCCAUUGUCCACCCUCUGAGACCGCGUAUGAAGUAUCAAACAGCUUAUGUCGUCAUCACGGGAGUGUGGAUUGUCCCUGUCUUAAUCUCCGCCCCUUCUGCCUACUUUGCAUCCGAAACAAUUUACGGCUCAACCUCCACGAACCCCAAAGUCUUCUGCGCUCAGAUCUGGCCAGUCGAGAAGCAAGUCUACUAUCGCUCUUACUUCAUGUUCAUUUUCGCCAUAGAAUUCAUCGGACCGGUUAUCAUCAUGACCCUGUGCUACGCUAGAAUAUCCCGCGAGCUGUGGUUCAAGAGCGUUCCGGGAUUCCAAACGGAACAGAUCCGGAAGAGGUUGCGUUGUCGCCGGAAAACCGUGAUGGUUCUUAUCGCGAUUCUAACUUUGUACAUCCUCUGUUGGGCCCCGUAUUAUGCCUACACCAUCCUGCGCGACUUCCACCCGACAAUCAUAACGCGGCAGAAGAAUUCACUAGUGGCCUUCUACGUCAUCGAAUGCAUCGCCAUGAGUAACAGCAUGAUCAAUACGUUUUGUUUCGUUACCGUCAAAAACAACACGGUGAAGUAUCUGAAGAAGAUUGUGCUGUUGCGUUGGAGGUCCACGUACGCUCCCAAUAAGACAGUGGAUGAGAUGGAUGUGAGGACAUUUUCUGUGCCCAUAACAGAGGAAAUCGAAUGCAUCCACUUAAGGUGA